Messenger RNA from Lottia gigantea (owl limpet), 1314 nucleotides. RefSeq lists its product as hypothetical. Gene Ontology annotation, biological process: negative regulation of actin nucleation. NCBI's taxonomy places the organism in Eukaryota, Metazoa, Mollusca, Gastropoda, Lottiidae. Bases 75 to 767 code for a protein of 230 amino acids. The record is from RefSeq and is a predicted model, not a curated record. The transcript has 6 exons.
CUUGCAAACAGGAAGCAAGUAAAAGGAAAUAACAAUUUAGCAACUUUCUUUUCUAAAAUGAUUCAGACUUCACGAUGAGUAGAUUGUACGACAAUACUCCACUGACAAAUUUACCUCAAAUUAAUACAACGUGGCCUGAGAGUUGGAAUACAAAGAAAUGGACUAAAGAUGGAUCCGGAGUAUUGGUUGAAGCAUGUAUAAAAGCAAAGUCCAGAAUAGCAGUUACAGAUAAUUCAAACAAAAAGGCGAGUACGAGACUAUUGUUUGUAAAAUAUUACAUACUACAUGUGGAAACAGGGCGUGCACAUAAACGUAAAUUUGAUGCAAAUGGAAAGGAAAUAGAACCUAAUUUUAGUGAAACGACGAAAGUAUUAACCGGGUAUCUCAAUUCUUCCUACAAGACAGAAGCCAAAGGUCAAACAGAUAAAUUAUCACAAACUGAAAUUGUUAAUAUGAUAGAGAAAUCAGAAUUGAAGAAAAUAUCAGAUAAAUCAGCACAAACCAACACAAUAUCUUUCUGGAUUGAAGAAUCAGAAUUACAAAAAAUGGAAUUAGAAUCUGGGGAUGUUGUCCGGAUGAAAACUAAAGGCAAUAGUCCAUUUAUAUAUACAAUAGGUAAAGUUGAAGGAGACUCCUGUAAGGUUUCAAAUUUCGCUGGUGGUGAUCAAGUUGGAGCUUCAUGGACAGAAAAGAUACGGUCUAUUCAACCACCAUCUACAGUCAAGUCAAAUGCCGAUGAGAUAGGAGACGAUGAAUGGGAUGAUUAGUUCAGUCUGGUGUUAUAUAUAUAGGCCUAUUUACACACACAUACACACGUGGUCUUCUAAUUUAAUUGUCAAACGGUAGAUGUUGAUGAAACAAAGCAGAGCUAUAAGCACGAAUUCAAGACAUAAUCAUCAUCACCCGUAAUGUUUACAUAAAAUAAUUUGUAUAAAUUUGUCAUGAAUUCAGGGUGAGGGUUUUAUGUCUUUUGAUUGGUAGCUUGAAAAAUGGCCUCUGAAAAUAGACAGUUCUAUCCCAUCAUUUUUCCAUUAGUAAAGUUACCACAGUAAUUGUAUUGGAGCUCAAAUUCAUGCAGCCUAAGGUGAAAUAAUGCUCCUUCCUGAACCUGAAAAGUAUGCGGCCCAUUAGGAUGUUAUAGAUAAAUAUCAAAUGCACCUAUCAAGGGACGCCUGUCACUCGGAAGAAGAAAAAAACGAAAUGAAAUUAGUUAUAGGUGUCAAGUUAGUCAUAUAUAUGGCAAAUGCCGAGCUGAACAAAUUUAACAUUUAAAGGGAAGUAACCUGUGCAAAAAUAUUUGUAUAUCAAAAUGAA